AUGUCUGUUGAUGCAACUGUAGAUAUAUCUGUUCCUGAAGCAGACGAGGAUAGUGAGUCUGUACAUGAAGCAGAGGGGCCAGAGGUGAGUAGAAAUGAAUAUUUACAUGAGGGUGGUUGGCAAAAUGUUGACAACCCUCUGCGGCUAGAUUAUAGAAUACCUGUCCACUUUUGUGACUAUUUUAUUUUCGUGAUACGAUGAUACGAAGUGAAAGUCAUGACGUAAUCAUUUUAGUAGCGUGUUAUUAUAAAAAGACUAUAUAAACUCCUGUUAUUUAGUGAAACUGGGCAAGCUAUUUUUUAGUGAUACGAUGAUACAAAGUGAAAUUAACGCAAAAUAUCACUACCAUAGUGUAUUCCUCGUUCUUCAAAGAACACGCAACAGAUCACUACUGUAGUAUAUUCCUCCUCAAUAAAAAUACACAUAAUAUCACUAUUACACUGUAUUUCUCGUUCUCAAAAAAACACGCAAAAUAUCACUAUUAUAGUGUAUUGUUUGUUCUCAAUAAAAACACGCAAAAUAUCACUACCAUCGUGCAUUCCUUGUUCACGUAGCGUGUUUUAAAAUGGCUUUUUCUCUUUUCACUAACAUUUCAGCAACGUAACAACCUCUCCUAUUACCAAACUUCCUUACUUAAUUACCUCAUUUAUCACCUACCUGUCAAGAUCAUAUCACAAUAAACCGAUCGAAUGUCAUACAGUGUCACUUCAUCGCUACUGUUAAACUCUUCGCAAGCGCACUUAUAAUAAUUACGUCACUUCAUUUCACAUCGUAUUAUUGAAAAAUAUACCUUGCCCAGUCUUAUUAAAUAACACGCACUUAUAAUAAUUACGUCACUUCAUUUCACUUUGUAUCAUCGUAUCAUUGAAAAAUAUACCUUGCCCAGUCUUAUUAAAUAACGCGCACUUAUAAUAAUUACGUCACUUCAUUUCACUUCGUAUCAUCGUAUCACUGAAAAAUAUACCUUGCCCAGGCUUAUUAAAUAACGUGCACUUAUAAUAAUUACGUCACUUAAUUUCACUUCGUAUCAUCGUAUCAUUGAAAAAUAUACCUUGCCCAGUCUUAAUAAAUUACGCGUAUUUAUAAUAAUUACGUCACUUCAUUUCACUUCGUAUCAUCGUAUCAUUGAAAAAUAUACCUUGCCCAGUCUUAUUAAAUAACGUGCAUUUAUAAUAAUUACGUCACUUCAUUUCACUUCGUAUCAUCGUAUCAUGAUAACAAGUUUAGCUUGAAAAAUGGACGGGUAUUCUAUAAUCGCUCCCCCUCUGCAUGAGCUAGAGUUUGUACAAAAGGAAAUGCACAGUUUUCAUUUAGAUCAAGAACAUUUAGAGCAUCGACAAUGUAUAAUGUGUAAAGAAGCUUGGCCGACACGAUAGAACUUAGCAUCAGAAGUAUACAUUUGUUACCGGUGUAAAAGAGACAAGAAAUCACCCAAGAAAUUCAGUGCGGAGAAUGACAUGGACCCAGGAAUAGUUCCUGAACAAUUGAGAGGUUUGACACAGGUAGAAGAAAUGUUAAUUUCAAGGGUUUGUCCCAUUAUGAGAGUAUAUAGAAAACAUGGGGGUCAGAGGGGGUAUAAAGGACAUGUACUUAACUUACCACAAGAUAUUCAAAGUUUCUUGAAUAGGUUGCCUUCUCGUGUGGCAGACUUGCCUGUCUUGAUUGUGCGAAGACAUGGUGCAGAAGACUUUACUGUGCGUCGACACAAAGUUCUUGAGGCUGUACUAUGGUUAAAGACAAACAAUCCGUUCUUUAAAAAUAUUGAAAUUGAUAGAGAUGUCAUCCAAAGUUUACCAGAAAAUGGUAUUCCUGAUAAGCUAAGGUAUGUCAUUGAUGAAAAAUGA
Paramuricea clavata is the source of this 1844-nucleotide messenger RNA. The record is from the annotation of a GenBank genome assembly. NCBI's taxonomy places the organism in Eukaryota, Metazoa, Cnidaria, Anthozoa, Malacalcyonacea, Plexauridae.